This is a messenger RNA of Sesamum indicum (sesame), 4232 nucleotides long. RefSeq names its product Structural maintenance of chromosomes (SMC) family protein (gene ATSMC2). Gene Ontology annotation, biological process: chromosome organization. Gene Ontology annotation, cellular component: chromosome. The record is from RefSeq and is a predicted model, not a curated record. Gene Ontology annotation, molecular function: ATP hydrolysis activity; ATP binding; protein binding. Lineage: Eukaryota; Viridiplantae; Streptophyta; Magnoliopsida; Lamiales; Pedaliaceae.
ACUGAUUCAAAACCUUUUCAUACUCUCUUCAACAAACAAAAUCUAAACCCACUUCUCUCUCCCUCUCUCUCUACUACCUUCAAAUUUCUCCCUGGGUUUUGAUCUCCAAAACCUUCAUUUUCGAUUCUAGUGUUCCAUUUCCGCAGUUUCCCCCCCCCGAAAAAGAAAAUGUACAUAAAGGAAAUCUGCUUAGAGGGUUUCAAAUCCUACGCGACAAGAACAGUGGUGCCGGGUUUCGACCCCUAUUUCAACGCUAUUACUGGUCUGAAUGGGUCGGGCAAGUCGAACAUCCUCGAUUCGAUUUGCUUUGUUUUGGGUAUUACCAAUUUGCAGCAGGUUAGAGCUUCUAAUUUGCAGGAGCUGGUGUAUAAGCAAGGCCAAGCUGGAAUUACGAAAGCGACUGUGUCUAUUGUUUUUGAUAACUCGGAUCGCAAUCGAAGCCCUCUUGGGUAUGAGGAUUCUCCUGAGAUUACAGUAACUCGUCAGAUUGUAGUUGGCGGAAGGAACAAGUAUUUAAUCAAUGGACACCUCGCUCAGCCUAGUCGUGUUCAAAAUCUUUUCCACUCAGUGCAGCUGAACGUGAAUAAUCCACAUUUUCUUAUAAUGCAAGGGCGCAUUACCAAAGUAUUAAAUAUGAAACCACCUGAAAUCUUGUCUAUGCUUGAAGAAGCGGCUGGGACAAGAAUGUAUGAAAAUAAAAAAGAGGCUGCUCUCAAAACACUAGAAAAGAAACAGAGCAAGGUAGAUGAGAUUGACAAACUCCUUGACCAGGAAAUACUCCCAGCUCUGGAGAAGUUGAGAAAAGAGAGGUUGCAGUACAUGCAAUGGGCUAAUGGAAAUGCAGAGUUGGAUAGACUAAAGAGGUUUUGUAUUGCUUAUGAAUAUGUGCAAGCGGAAAAGAUUAGAGAUAAUGCAGUUCAAUGUGUUCAAGAAAUAAGAGAUAAGAUUUUGGAGAUUGAUGCUACUGUUGGGAAAAUGCAUGAGGAAUCACAGGGAAUGGAAAAACGGGUAUCGGAACUGAGUUCUGAAAAAGAAGCAAGCAUGGGUGGGGAGAUAAAGUUGUUAUCAGAUAAACUCGAUGCUCUUUCACGGGAUCUGGUGAAGGAAACUUCGGUGCUAAAAAAUGAAGAAGACAAUCUCAGAACUGAGAAAGAGAAUGCGGCCAAGAUAGAGAGGAGUCUUGAAGAAUCAAAGCUAGCUGCAGAAGAGAUGGCAGCUGCUGUAAAAAAUGCUGAAGAUGGUGCUGCAGAUCUCAAGAAAAGUUUUCAGGAUCUUUCAAAGAGUCUGGACGAGCAUGAGAAGGAGUACCAAGGUGUUGUAGCAGGUAAGAGCAGUGGAAAUGAAGAGAAGUGCCUUGAAGAUCAACUUGCAGAUGCCAAGAUAGCUGUUGGAAGGGCAGAGACGGAGUUGAAGCAGUUGCAAACAAAAGUAAGCCAUUGUGAGAAAGAACUGGAGGAGAAGAAAAGUCAACUAUUAUCAACACGUGAAAAAGCUUCUCUUAUAGAGAAUGAGCUUGAUGUCAAGAGGAAAGAUGUUGAGGAAGUUAAAAGUGCUUUGGAAUCUCUUUUCUAUGAAGAGAACAUUAUGGAAGCACUGCAGAAGAAUCGCACAGCUGAGUUAGAGAUGGUGCAGAAAUUUAAAGAGGAUGUGCGAAUAAUUUCUUCACAAUUGGCUAAUGUUGAGUUCAAUUACAAUGAUCCAGAAAAGAAUUUUGAUAAGUCAAGGGUGAAAGGUGUGGUUGCGAAACUAAUUAAAGUGAAGGACAGCUCUGCAGUGGUUGCCUUAGAGGUUGCUGCUGGUGGGAAGUUGUUUAAUGUUGUUGUAGAUACAGAAAAUACUGGAAAGCAACUUCUUCAAAAAGGUGGUCUGCGUAGACGAGUGACAAUCAUUCCACUGAACAAGAUUCAAAGCCAUCCUGUCCCACAAAGAGUUAAAACUGCUGCUGUUAAAUUGGUUGGAAAAGGCAAUGCUGAAGUGGCACUUUCUCUGGUUGGAUAUGACCAAGAACUGCAAAAUGCCAUGGAAUAUGUGUUUGGAUCAACGUUUGUUUGCAAAACAAUUGAUGCUGCGAGAGAGGUUGCCUUCAACAAGGAAACAGGAACGCCAAGUGUGACUCUGGAAGGUGAUAUUUUCCAACCCAGUGGACUUCUGACUGGUGGUAGUAGAAAAGGUGGAGGCGACCUGUUGAGAAAGCUUCAUGCUUUAGGAGAAGCUGAAUUGAAACUUUCUUUUCAUCAGAAGCGCCUGUCAGAAGUUGAUGCUAAGAUUAAUGAACUUCUUCCCCUUCAAAGAAAGUUCAAAGACCUUAAGAUGCAAUUGGAACUCAAAUCACAUGAUUUAUCACUCUCGGAGAACAGGGCUAAGCAAAAUGAGCAUCAUAAGCUUGGUGAGCUGGUAAAGAGAAUUGAGGAGGAGCUUGGAGAAGCGAAAUCAGCUAUCAAAGAAAAAAAACUUCUCUAUGAAGAAUGUGUGGCCAAAGUGUCAUCUCUUGAAAAAUCAAUCCAUGAUCAUGCUGGAAAUAGGGAAAGCAGACUGAAGGAUUUGGAGAAAAAGAUUAAGGCUAUUAAAAGUCAGAUGCAAGCAGCUUCUAAGAAUCUCAAGGGGCAUGAGAAUGAAAGAGAGAGGCUUAUAAUGGAACUGGAGGCGGUACAAAAGGAAAAAAUAUCAUUGGAGAGCCAACUAGCAGCUUUAAAGAAGCAGAUUAAUGAUCUUACUUUGGAAUUGGAUUCUAAGAAAGCCAAGGUUGCUUCAGUGAAGAAAGAUCAUGAUGAGGUCCAAUCUGAGCUCGGCAUGGCUCGUAAGAAGAUCAAGGAAUGUGAUUCACAAAUUACUAGUAUUGUCAAGGAGCAGCAGAGAAUCCAGCAGAAAAUUAGUGAGGCCAACCUAGAGAGAAAAAGAAUGGAGAAUGAGGUCAAGCGCAUGGAGAUGGAACAGAAAAAUUGUUCUUUGAAGGUUGAGAAGUUGAUAGAGAAGCAUGUUUGGAUUGCAUCUGAGAAGCAACUUUUUGGUCGAGUUGGCUCAGAUUAUGACUUUGAGUCUUGUGAUCCUCACAAGGCUAUGGAAGACUUUAAUAAACUGCAAGCUGAGCAAUCUGGCCUUGAGAAAAGAGUGAAUAAGAAGGUGAUGGCCAUGUUCGAGAAAGCUGAAGAUGAGUACAAUGACUUGAUAUCUAAGAAGAACAUUAUUGAGAAUGACAAGUCAAAAAUCAAGAUGGUUAUUGAAGAGCUUGAUGAGAAGAAGAAGGAGACACUUAAAGUCACUUGGGCUAAAGUUAACAAAGAUUUUGGAUCGAUAUUUUCUACUCUUUUGCCGGGCACAAUGGCCAAACUGGAACCUCCUGAAGGAGGCAGCUUCCUUGAUGGCUUAGAGGUUCGGGUUGCGUUUGGGAGUGUGUGGAAACAGUCCUUGUCUGAGCUUAGUGGAGGGCAACGAUCUCUACUUGCACUUUCUUUGAUUUUGGCUUUACUUCUUUUCAAACCAGCUCCAUUAUACAUACUGGAUGAGGUUGAUGCAGCUCUUGAUCUAAGUCACACACAGAACAUUGGAAGGAUGAUUAAAACUCACUUUCCUCAUUCCCAAUUUAUUGUGGUUUCACUAAAGGAAGGAAUGUUUAACAAUGCUAAUGUUCUUUUCCGGACAAAAUUCGUGGAUGGUGUCUCUACUGUGCAGAGAACAGUGACAAAUAAACAAAACAAGUGAUUGCAAUUAUCAGCUUGAUUAUUUACAGUUUUCUGCAUCACAUAAGCAAGCUGCUGUCUGCUGCAGAUUUUACUGACAAAUCUUAAUCUUUUUUGUAUGUGUGUGUAUGCCGGUUAACCACAUUGUUCACCAGACAAUGUAUCCUAGCUAAGAACAUUACUCAUUAGGCUCUUGACAAACAAACACCUAACCCAUUGUAUAUAAACUCCAUUUUGUGAUACUUCUGUGAUUGCUGAUCUUUUUUUGCUUUCAUGAUGCAUGAUACCAUCCAUUGAUUAAAGUGCCCGAAAUAAUAGGGGCUCCAAUCACAAACUGCUUCAAGAAAGUAUUCAAAUUGAUUUUGUAGUUGAGAAUGCAGUUCGUUUGAAUAGUCUUCCACUCACUGCCAGUAGCCCAGCAUUUAACCAUAUCGAAUCCAAACCAGCAGAUACUUCAUCAUAUCAAAGUAAAUGAUACCUAUGUUCUGUUGACCUGAUAUGAUUCAUACUAUUUACAUUAUUACGCUGGAAUUCAUAUACAAUUGACAAAGCUUU